AUGCUGCUCCCAACAUUCAUCAUCGCCCUAGUCUCAUUCUCACUUCUCUAUCCCUUCUGGGUGUAUUUCUUUGCCCUCAGGGGUCUCCGCAGAUUUCCGGCUCCCUCGUUCAUUGCCGCUCUGAGCCCGUUAUGGCGAAUUUAUCAUAAUUUUCGCCUGAACCAGUUUGCAGAAAUUCACAAAGCACACGAUAGACUAGGCACACAUGUCCGGAUAGCACCGAAUCAUAUCUCGAUCGUUGCACCAGAAGCGGUAGAUGAAAUAUACGGCCAUGGCGCCAAUUGCCUUAAAGACAACUGGUACGACGGUGGUGCUGGUGAAGUUCGUACCAUGGCCGACACUCGCUCAAAAGAAGAACACCAAUCCAAACGGAAAAGGAUGGCGCAUAUCUUUUCGCAGAAGAGCAUUGCGCAGCUGGAGCCUCUGAUAUCCGAGCGCGUUGAUUGCCUUUUCCAGCAAGUACUGAAAGCAGCUCAAUCAUCAUCGUCCAUCAAUAUCCGGCGAUAUGUCAACUACUUUACCAUCGAUGUCAUCACCGCCAUCAUGUUCGGACAACCAGCUAGGACACUUGAGCAAGGUAAUGACAACGUUCAAGCGGAAACCAUUGACGGCCGGAUCUACACGGCACCGAUGAUCCAGUCAUUGCACGACAGCAUGCGAAUGACGGUUCCCGUUGGUUACAUCCCAGCACUGCAUUCCAUCCGCGGCUUUAUCUUCAAGUUACAUCCAUUGUCGAGCUCGGCCAAGCGCUUCGAGGACAUCGUCCGACACUUCGUGAACCAGGGUCUAAGCACCUUCACCAACCUCGAGGCCGGCGAAACACCGCCGACACACUUCCUUUCACAGGUCGAACAUGACAAGAACGGCCAACGCCGUAAUUUACCGAUCGGCGAGAUUCUUGCAGAGUGUUCAGGGAUGAUUAAUGCUGGUUCUGACACUACCUCGACAGCGCUCACGAACUGCAUCUGGCUCCUCAGUCAGCCAAGACAUCAAGAAUUUCUGGCCAGACUUCGGCAGGAAAUUGCGCCUGUUUUCACAGCCUUGAAGGAAACGCGCGUUCCCUCAUUCGACUCCUUGGCCGGGUUGCCUUUCCUGCGGGCCUGUAUCGACGAGACGCUCCGUCUGCGUCCCUCAUCCGCCUUCGGACUCCCCCGCGAGGUUCCUGCAGGUGGCAAGAUGAUUGCCGGGCAAUUCAUCCCAGGCGGUACGAGCGUGAGCGUGCCUACCUACUCGAUACUCCAUGACAAGGGAAUUUUCCGCGAGCCGGAAAGGUUUUGGCCUCAAAGAUGGACCGAUCCAGAGAGUGCUGACAACUUAGCACUGAUGAAGAAAUAUCACGUCCCCUUCAGUACGGGACCGCGCGCGUGUAUAGGCAGGAAUGUGUCAUACUUCGAGAUGACGUUGGUGGUGGCGGUACUAGUACAUUAUUUCGAUUUCGACUUUGUUGAUCCUGCGACCGUGGACCAUUAUCGUGUGUUGGAGAGGUUGAAUGCCAAUCCUGAUGAGUUGGUCUUGCUGCCGAAAUUGAGGGUUUGA
Messenger RNA from Exophiala xenobiotica, 1536 nucleotides. RefSeq lists its product as uncharacterized. The transcript has 2 exons. Bases 1 to 1536 code for a protein of 511 amino acids. Gene Ontology annotation, molecular function: oxidoreductase activity, acting on paired donors, with incorporation or reduction of molecular oxygen; iron ion binding; monooxygenase activity. Lineage: Eukaryota; Fungi; Ascomycota; Eurotiomycetes; Chaetothyriales; Herpotrichiellaceae. The record is from RefSeq and is a predicted model, not a curated record.